Messenger RNA from Saccoglossus kowalevskii, 1615 nucleotides. Its product is annotated as molybdenum cofactor biosynthesis protein 1-like. Gene Ontology annotation, biological process: Mo-molybdopterin cofactor biosynthetic process. Gene Ontology annotation, molecular function: cyclic pyranopterin monophosphate synthase activity; metal ion binding; GTP 3',8'-cyclase activity. The record is from RefSeq and is a predicted model, not a curated record. NCBI's taxonomy places the organism in Eukaryota, Metazoa, Hemichordata, Enteropneusta, Harrimaniidae.
GUUAUAUACAGCAUGUAAGGACGAUGCUGGCACCGAUCAUUCUGAAACGAAUUUUGUGGUUGAAGUGGCCUGGUUGUGUUAGCUAGUCGAAGUUUGAUCGCGAUGAUGGCGUUGUCUAAAUGGAUUUUGAGAAGUCUUAUGGAAAGGUACCGACUUCCAUGGAUGUGUAGAAAUAUGUGUGCAAGUGCACCUUUAGUUGGUGUCCAAACACAGCCUCGUCCAAGAGAAAUUCAGGAAGACACCGCCAACUCCAUCAAAACGGAUACAAGAAAGAAAUACUUUGCUGACAAGAAUGUGUUACCAUUUUCUGAGUUUUUGACAGAUACCUUUGGAAGAACACAUAAUUAUCUAAGGAUUUCAUUGACAGAGAAAUGCAAUCUGCGAUGUCAGUACUGUAUGCCAACAGAUGGUGUAGAAUUAACUCCUAAGCAGCGUCUGCUCUCCACGGAAGAGAUCGUAAAGAUAGCAAAGUUAUUCGUCAGUCAGGGUGUUGAUAAAAUCCGCCUUACUGGUGGAGAGCCACUUGUUCGAAGAGAUGCUAUUGAGAUUGUUCAGGAGCUUGGACGCUUGAACCUCAGAUGUCUUGCCAUGACAACCAAUGGAAUUGUCCUGAAAAGAAAAUUGCCAGCAUUGAAAGAAGCUGGUCUGAAUCUAAUUAAUAUUAGUCUGGACACCCUUGUACCUGCCAAGUUUGAGUUCAUUACAAGAAGAAAAGGUUGGCAGAGGGUAAUGGAGAGCAUAGACGCUGCUAUUGAUCAUGGUUAUAAACCUGUCAAAGUCAACUGUGUUGUCAUGAGGGGAUUCAAUGAAGACGAGAUUGUAGAUUUUGUGGAUUUUACAAAAAAUAAGUCAGUUGAUGUACGUUUUAUUGAGUACAUGCCUUUUGAUGGCAAUAAAUGGAACGCACACAAGAUGGUUCCUUUCCAAGAGAUGGUCAGCACUAUAAGACACAAGUACCCAGAUUUUGAGAAGGUACCUGAUGAAGUUAAUAACACAUCCAAGGCAUAUAAAGUACCUGGAUUUCUUGGUCAAGUUGGUUUCAUAACUUCUAUGAGUAACAUAUUCUGUGGUUCAUGCAAUCGUGUCAGAAUGACAGCUGAUGGAAAUUUGAAGGUAUGUCUAUUCGGGAAUACUGAAGUGUCGUUGCGAGAUGCCAUGAGGUCUGGUAUGUCUGAUGAUGAGUUACUACAACUUGUUGGUGGUGCAGUAGGAAGAAAGAAGAAACAACAUGCAGGCAUGUUUAAUAUCUCCAAGAUGAAGAAUCGACCUAUGAUACUUAUUGGUGGCUGAAAUCUCUUCACUUUCGACUGAAGUAAUAAUUUAGUGUAUGAUUUGAAAAUCAACAAUGAAAGACAUUUAAGAAUUCAUGGACCUAAUACAAUCUUGACUGGACUUGCUAUUAAUGCCAGAAAUAUGACUCUAACUGGGUAUCCAAGGCUCUAUAGCACCAAGGAUGCGAAACCUUCACUAACUCAUAUUGAUGAGGCUGGUAAAGCCAAAAUGGUGGAUGUAGGCAACAAAGCGAUCACUAACAGAACUGCUGUUGCUGUUGGACAAGUUUUUCUUGGAGCUGAAGCAUUCAAACUCGUCAGUGAAAAUAAAAUGAAAAAAGGGG